GAAGAAGAUGACCAUGAGUUGAGUUUAGAGCGAUUUAAUUUUAUCAGUAAUGCACCGACCGAGAUGCUUACAUAUUUUUGCAAUGACAGGUCGAUGAGGUUAUAGCCUAUGAACCAACUGCAAAAUCUAAACAUCUAAAAUGCGUUUAAAUGUCUUGUUAUAUUGCGGUUUAAGGUCAUCUCAGUAACGCAAUCUUUUAAACUCUAUUCAAAUACUUUGCGUUUUACGAAUGUAACUUAGGAUGACAAUGAGGCUGGCUUCAGCACUGAUACUUAAUUCUGGCUUUAGAAUCAGGCGUGAAAUUCAUAGUGGAGUUACAAAAACGUCAUUACUGUGCCGUCGUACUGCAUGCAGCAGGACGGAAAGAGGGUGGGUAAAACCAGUGGGUUUUGACACCGGUGUAACGGCUUACAAUAGUCUUACCAAGAAGAAAGAACCUUUAAUUCUGUCACAAGAAAAAAUUGCUACCUGGUAUAGCUGUGGACCGACUGUUUAUGAUCAUGCCCAUCUGGGUCAUGCGUGUUCAUAUGUCAGAUUUGAUAUUCUCCAAAGGAUAUUAUCAAGACUUUUUGGAAUUAAUGUCAUUCAUGUUAUGGUCAUCACUGACAUUGAUGAUAAAAUCAUACAAAGAAGCCUUGAGGAGAACAUCUCACCCAUCACUCUUGCAAGAAUGCACGAGGAAGAAUUUAAAAAGGAUAUGCUAGCACUGCGGGUUCUUCCUCCCGUAGUAUAUAUGAGGGUGACAGAAAAUAUACCUCAAAUUAUAGCUUUUAUAGAGCGUAUUAUUGGAAAUGGACAUGCCUAUGUCACAAGUCAAGGGAAUGUCUACUUUAACACGAAGUCUAUUAGUCAUCGUUAUGGCAAGCUUGUCAAUCUUGGAGGAAAUGCUGGGGAACAGGGGGUUCAGGACAAAGAGAAUUCAAGAGACUUUGCUUUGUGGAAAGCAUCCAAACCAUUUGAACCUUACUGGGAGUCACCUUGGGGACAAGGAAGACCUGGGUGGCACAUUGAAUGUUCCACAAUUGCUAGCUCAGUGUUUGGACAUCAGCUGGAUAUACACUCUGGAGGGAUUGACCUUGCCUUCCCACACCAUGAGAAUGAAAUUGCCCAGUCAGAGGCAUAUCAUCAGUGUGAACAGUGGGGAAACUACUUUCUACACUCUGGGCACCUUCAUUUAAAAGGAAGUGUAGAGAAGAUGUCAAAAUCCUUGAAGAAUUAUGUAACUAUAAAGGAUUUUCUGGCAUCUUAUACUGCUAAUGAGUUUCGACUUUUCUGUCUUCUGACCAAAUACAGAUCAGCAAUCGACUAUAGUGAUGCUAGCAUGAAUGAAGCCCAAUCUACACUGUCCACCAUCUCUGCCUUCUUCCACAAUGCACAGGCCUACAUGCAGGGCCACAUGCAGUGCCAGCCUGUAGAGGAAGGAUUUCUCUGGGAGAGGUUGUCUAAUACUCAGACCAGUGUUCAUAAAAUGCUUGCCGAUGACUUUGACACACCAAAAGCUGUGGAUGCCAUCAUGAGUCUCAUUUACCAUGGCAACUGUCAGCUUCAGCCUGCUACUAAGGUGGAUGGGCCUAGGAGUCCUGCUGUAUUUGGAGCCAUAAUGUCCUAUGUUAUGGAAAUAAUGAGUGUUUUUGGAGUGGAUCUAUCAGACAAAACGGAAGUCCAAGUUUCCUCUGGAGUUUUGAAUAAUGUUGUGGAGGAGUUGGUUCAUUUUCGGAGUGAAGUUCGUAAAUUUGCUCUUUCUGUGGAAGACCAAGCACCACAGGAAUCCCAGACUGGCAAUAAAAAUCAGAAAAGGCAUCAUCAACCAGACAGAUUACACUUAAGCUUACUGAAAGCGUGUGAUGCCUUAAGGAAUAAUCUAGCACCCCUUGGAGUCCACAUUAAGGAUAGAGGCACCAACUCCACGUGGGAGGUAACAAAGGCAGAGACGAGGAAGUAGUCCCUAACUGAAUUUUAACAAACUGUAUUGAUUAGGACUCAGUUUAAGCGCUUUAAUUUUUUUCUUACUAAUGCAACUAAAUCUGGAAAGCACAUUUAUGUAUUAUUGUCAUUUUCAAUAAAUCUGUUAAAUGUUUAUCAUAAACUUUUGAUACAA
Molecule: messenger RNA, 2098 nt
Organism: Danio rerio (zebrafish)
Lineage: Eukaryota; Metazoa; Chordata; Actinopteri; Cypriniformes; Danionidae
Source: RefSeq, a predicted model, not a curated record